Malania oleifera is the source of this 411-nucleotide messenger RNA. RefSeq lists its product as uncharacterized. The record is from RefSeq and is a predicted model, not a curated record. Lineage: Eukaryota; Viridiplantae; Streptophyta; Magnoliopsida; Santalales; Ximeniaceae.
AUGUCAAGAAACCAAGAAAUAUACAAAAGGAGAGUGCAUGCAUUUAAUUUGGCAAUUUAUCUUUGUCCUUCCAACCCAACACUCUUUCCCAUUCAACAUCUCAAUGAAAAGUUCGAUGGCACAGACUUUGGAUUUUGGAGGAUGCAAAUUGAGGAUUAUCUCUAUGGGAAGAAGUUACAUUUGCCACUUCUAGGAGAAAAACCUGUGACUAUGAAGGAUGAAGAAUGGACUCUCCUUAACAGACAGGUACUUGCAGUUAUCAAACUAACUUUGUUUAGGUUUGUUGCACAUAAUGUUGUAAAGGAGAAGGCCACAUCAAAUCUGAUGAAGGUUUUGUCAGAUAUGUAUGAAAAGUCAUCUGCAAAUAACAAGGCAUCUAAUGAAGAAACUAUUUAAUUUAAAGAUGGUUAA